This is a messenger RNA of Staurois parvus, 1200 nucleotides long. NCBI's taxonomy places the organism in Eukaryota, Metazoa, Chordata, Amphibia, Anura, Ranidae. The record is from the annotation of a GenBank genome assembly.
AUGUAUGAUGACCGUCAACUCUUUAACCUCACUAAUCGUCAAACACGUCAGAGGUAUGUCACCAAGGAUGGGAAGUGUAGGGUGAACCUAGGACGCAUUGAUGAAAAGAAGAGGUUUUUAUCAGAUAUUUUUACUACCAUUGUGGAUCUAAAAUAUCGCUGGUUCAUUUUUGUAUUCAUGUUAUGUUACAUUGUCACCUGGGUUGCAUUUGGAUUUAUUUAUUUUGUGGACGCCUUGCUUAGAGAUGACGUGAAUCACAUCGGGGAUCCUGAGUGGAAACCUUGUAUUGAUAAUGUUGACUCCUUCCUUUCUGCCUUACUUUUCUCUGUUGAAAGUCAAAGAACGAUUGGCUAUGGCACUAGAAUGGUAACUGCCUAUUGCCCGGAGGGUGUAAUAUUAAUCAUGGCUCAGUCAAUCCUAGGGUCCAUGAUUGAUGCACUUAUGGUGGGCUGUAUGUUUGUAAAGAUUUCUCGGCCUAAGAAGAGAGCCGAGACUUUGAUCUUUAGUAAGAAAUGUGUGGUGUCGCACAGAGAUGAAAAGUUAUGCUUGAUGUUCAGAAUUGGAGAUCUACGGGAUAGUCACAUGGUGGAUGCCAAGAUAAGAGCUAAACUUAUCAAAUCCAGACAGACAAAGGAAGGUGAAUUUAUUCCACUGGAACAAUCGGAGAUCAACCUGGGUUAUGAUACUGGAGAGGAUCGUCUGUUUUUGGUGGAACCUCAGAUCAUCUGUCACAUCAUAAAUGAUCACAGCCCUUUCUGGGAAAUGUCUGCAGAGUCUCUGAAACGAGAGCAGUUUGAAAUUAUUGUCAUAUUAGAGGGCAUUGUAGAAGCCACAGGAAUGACAUGUCAAGCCAAGACUUCCUAUACCGAAGAUGAAAUAUUGUGGGGUCACCGGUUUGAGCCUUGCAUGACUCUGGAGAAAGGAGCAUUCCGCGUUGACUACUCUCAUUUUGACAAGACAUUUGAUGUCCAGACACCCUGGGGAAGUGCAAAAGAGAUGCAAGAUCUCAAAGAGAGUGAGCAGAAUGACAGAUCAACUCUCAGCCUCUUUUGGGACAAUAAUAUGUUUCAGACAGUUCUUGAGGACCCAAAUGCAGAAAUGGAGAGCGCAUCUCAGGAUACCCAAGAUGGACCCAGGGUGGACUUUCCCUGCUUUCCUGAAAACACUCGAGAUGUUGAAAGCAAUGACCUUGAUGUCUGA